Copidosoma floridanum is the source of this 3258-nucleotide messenger RNA. RefSeq names its product glutamyl aminopeptidase. The record is from RefSeq and is a predicted model, not a curated record. Gene Ontology annotation, cellular component: membrane; cytoplasm. Gene Ontology annotation, molecular function: peptide binding; metalloaminopeptidase activity; zinc ion binding. Gene Ontology annotation, biological process: peptide catabolic process; proteolysis. Lineage: Eukaryota; Metazoa; Arthropoda; Insecta; Hymenoptera; Encyrtidae.
UAGUGACAAAUUGAAGCCAAGCCAAGUUAAACUGCCGAGUGCCGACUUACUGAGGACAAACUGCUAUCGCAUUCAUGUACAUACUCGUUACUCCACCAUAAUUUAUUAAAUUUCAAAGAAAAAUUUAUUGUGUACUUGUUCUGUAAUAAAGAAUAACUAUUAAAAACGUAUCGUUUUAAUUCUGCCGCAACCUUUAUAUUUGCGUAUACACGCACUCGGAUACACUUAUAUAUACGUUAAGUAUAUUCUUUUGCAGAAUGUACGAUGAUCCGCGUAGCAGCACUAGCAGUGAACGUAAGGUUCCAAAAAAACAUAACCUCAAUUUCUUUUCCGUCGGUAUUAUUUGUAUUUUGUGUCUAAUGCUUAUCUUAACUUGUUUGUGCAUUACAACUUCUGUAAUAUUUUUAAGACGUCGAGCUAGUCUUUUUUUUCCUCUUCUUGGUGAAUUUGUGGGAUCAAGCCAUCAUUUAGUGGGACAGUACAGCGAUAUGGCUGGCAUGGACAAGAAUUUUCGAUUAUCUCAAUCGGUGAGGCCCUUGAAUUACGAUCUUUAUCUGCAUCCAGAUAUAGAAAAGGGCACGUUUACGGGAAAAGUAUCAAUUCUCAUUGAUGUCUCAUUGAAUCGUAAGCAUUUGCAAUUACACCAAAAAGAUUUGAAUGUUACCGUUGUCAGUUUACAACCGCACGGAAGCCAAGAAGAUGAUGGUAAAGUGGUGAUUGAAAAAAGUUACACGGACAAUGAAAAUGAGAUUUUUAAUAUAGCUUUGAGGGAAGAAAUAAGCUCAGGUCUGUAUAAUCUUUGUUUGUCGUUUGAGGGAUCGCUUCAAAAUAAAAUUGUCGGCUUUUACUCAAGCAAGUACAAAGAUGAGGCAAACAAAACAAGAACCAUUGCCACGUCAAAAUUUGAGCCAACUUACGCCAGAAGAUGCUUUCCGUGCUUUGACGAGCCAGGAUUCAAGGCAGAGUUUGAAGUUAAGCUUGUACACCCUAGUGGAGAUUGCUAUCAUGCUUUGUCUAAUAUGAACGUCAAGGACCUUAUGGUGGACAAACCAUCAGCAGGAUUGACCACCGCUGUAUUUGCAAAAACUGUGCCAAUGUCGACGUACUUGGCCUGCUUUAUCGUUAGUGACUUUGUUGCAGUAACGAGAAAAGCAAAUGGACUCAAUGGACGAACUUUCCCUAUCAGCGUAUAUACAACUAGAACUCAAAAAGAAAAGGGAUCGUUUGCUUUGGACGUUGGCGUAAAAAUCAUUGAAUACUAUAUAAAUUUGUUCAAAAUUGAUUAUCCUUUACCAAAACUGGAUAUGGCAGCUAUUCCGGAUUUCGUUUCUGGUGCAAUGGAAAAUUGGGGGCUUGUAACGUACAGAGAAGCCAGACUUCUUUAUAGUAAUAAAUCCACAUCCACAGAAAACAAAGAGGCUAUAGUUGGUGUAAUUGGGCAUGAAUUUGCACACAUGUGGUUUGGAAAUUUGGUAACAAUGGCAUGGUGGAACGAUCUUUGGCUCAAUGAAGGCUUUGCAACUUAUAUGACGUACAAGAGUGCAAGCGCAAUAUUUCCCGAGUGGCAUUUAAUGGACCAUUUUGCACUCCAAGUAUUACAUCCCGCUUUAAACUUUGAUGCAAAAAAAAGUUCACAUCCCAUUGUUCAGGAAGUCAAUAGUCCCGAUGAAAUAACGGCAAUUUUUGAUCUUAUUUCUUAUCAAAAGGGAGCAUCAAUCCUACGUAUGCUGGAAAGAACUCUGGGUUCUGAUACUUUUUUUACUGGAACAACGAUGUAUUUAAAGAAAUUUUCGUAUGGGAACGCAGAAACUAAAGACUUUUUCAACAUGCUGCAGAAAAAUGUUAAAGAUCAAGUAAAUAUUCAAGGUUUUAUGAAUACAUGGACGAUUCAAAUGGGCUUUCCCGUAGUAAAUGUUGCUAAAGAUGGCUCAAAGUACACUUUAACGCAGAAAAGAUUCCUAUCAUAUGCAAAUGCUAAAUGUAACGAGUCGGAAUCUAAGUUUGGUUACAAGUGGACAAUUCCAAUAACUUAUGUAACCAGUAAAAAUUCUACUCCAACGUUGAUUUGGUUCGACAAGGAUGCCAGUAAUCUAACGGUUGAAUUAAACGAGCCUGUUGACUGGAUUAAAUUCAAUGCCGAUCAAGUUGGAUAUUAUCGAGUCAAUUAUUGCGCAUCUGGCUGGGAAACUUUGCUCAACGUUCUCCUUUGGAGUCACAAGCGUUUCUCCAUUCAAGAUAGAACUCAUUUACUCGAAGAUGGUUUCAGUUUGGCCAACGCUGAACAAUUAGAUUACCUCAUCGUCUUGAACAUGACACUUUAUUUGGGCAAUGAAAAAAAUUAUCCACCAUGGUAUGUUGCUGCGAGUAAUUUCAAAUUUAUCGAUUCGUUACUGUCGUCGACUACAUUCUUGCAAAAGUUCCGCGACUAUGUAAGAGAACUCGUAGACGGUGCCUAUCACGAUGUAACAUGGAAUCCCGAUGAAUCGGAAGAGCCGGAAACUUCGAACUUGAGAAACACCAUUUUGAGUCUUGCCUGUUACGUUGGCCAUGCCGAGUGCUUAGAAGAAGUCGGGGAUGUGUUUAAGACCUGGAUAAACAAUGAAAAAGAUGUACGACCUCAUCCAGAUAUUCGCGACCUUGUUUAUUAUUAUGGCAUGAAUUCCGUUGGAGGCGAGCAAGAAUGGAAUGUCAUGUUUGAAAGAUUUACCAAGGAGAAUAAUGCAGCAGAAAAAGUUAAAUUAAUGAAAGGAUUGGCGGGUAUUCGUUCAAAUUGGAUCCUGAAAAAAUACAUAAACUUGGCAAUGGAUGAAAACUAUAUACGAUCGCAAGAUGCCCUCAAUUGUCUCUCAAGCAUAUCUAACAAUCCGGAAGGUAGACUUUUGGUGUGGGACUGGGUGCGCGAGAAUUGGCAACUGCUCGUAACUCGAUAUACUUUGAACGAUCGCUACUUGGGACAACUGAUACCCGCUAUUACUAGAAAAUUUUCCACGACUAUAAAGUUGAACGAAAUGCACAGCUUUUUCGAAAAGUAUCCCGAGGCUGGAGCGGGAGCUUCCUAUCGAGUUCAAGCACUGGAAACUGUCGAAACAAAUAUUGCAUGGCUCGAGAGAAACAGCAACCAGAUCAACGAAUGGCUCGAUUCGAGGCCAACGCCGAAACACAAGAGCUAAAAAGAAUGGAGUCUUUUUCCGCAGGUGCCUUUUUUAUUUAAUAUAUAUCACAUAUGAUAAAAAUCAAUAAACGCAAAAAAAAAUUUUU